GACAGCAGCGAGAGCAAAGGUCUGUGUAAAACUGUGUGAAAGGGAAGCACCGCCUACGGAGUGCUGACGUAUGUCCUCAAGAUCACAGCACUGGCAGCCAAUAACAGGGGGAAUCUGGAAUCGUCUUGCGGCGUCACCUCCUCCGUAUACGUCUUGUGUUUGUAAACACCCCCGUGUUGCACCCGGCCUUGAGAUGUCCCAAAGACGAGCGUGUAGUAGCCGGCUCGGCUCCGGCUCGGCAGCAGGUGGAGUGGCAGCAUCACUGGCUCGACCGGUGCCCUCUACGGACGGGCUGCGCUCUCUGGGGGGUCACCCUGUGGAAGUGAUUCGAGACAUCGCUCCUGUGGAGCCUGCCAAGAAGAAGGUGGCUUGUGGCUGCGUCAUGAGCGCGCUGCCCUAUUACUGUAGCGGGGAAGUGGUGAAAGGGUUCGGCAGAGGGUCCAAGGAGCUGGGGAUCCCCACAGCUAAUUUCCCUGAGCAUGUUGUGGAGAAUCUUCCUGCUGACUUGAAUACUGGAAUCUACUAUGGAUGGGGCUGUGUUGGUGAUGGGGAGAUCUACAAAAUGGUGAUGAGUAUUGGCUGGAAUCCAUUCUACAAGAAUACUAAAAAAUCUGUGGAAACUCAUAUAAUUCAUCAAUUUGAUGACGACUUCUAUGGUGAAAUACUUAGCAUAGUUAUUGUAGGCUACAUCAGGCCAGAAAAAAGUUUUACCUCUUUAGAUGCCCUUAUUACCGCAAUUCACAGUGAUAUUGAAGAAGCCACAAAACAGCUGGACCUGCCGGAAUUCAGGAAGCUGAAAGAAAAAUACUUCAACAAUUCUCAUAAAAUAAUGAACGGCCAUUGAUGCUGGCCACUCAUUAUCAAUGUAUAUUGAACAUUAUUAUUGU
Molecule: messenger RNA, 887 nt
Organism: Nanorana parkeri
Lineage: Eukaryota; Metazoa; Chordata; Amphibia; Anura; Dicroglossidae
Gene: RFK
Product: riboflavin kinase
Exons: 6
Coding region: 71-844 (257 amino acids)
Biological process (GO): riboflavin biosynthetic process; FMN biosynthetic process
Cellular component (GO): mitochondrion
Molecular function (GO): riboflavin kinase activity
Source: RefSeq, a predicted model, not a curated record